CCCCUCACAAUUUCGAGAGAGAGAGAGAGAGCGAGUGUCCCUCAUUCACUUUCUCACACACAGAUCCAAACCCUAGAAAUUGCAGAUUCCCAAUUCCACCAGAUCCAAUUCCAGAGGCGUCUCUGUAUAGAUUGAUUCCAAGAUUGGCACAAUUUCUUGAGCCAUGGCGUGUAUAAAAGGGGUGAACAGAUCGGCGUCGGUGGCGGUCGCGCCGGACGCGCCGUACAUGGCGGCCGGGACGAUGGCGGGAGCCGUGGAUCUGUCGUUCAGCUCCUCCGCCAACAUCGAAAUCUUCAAGCUCGAUUUACAGUCCGACGAUCGUGAUCUUCCGGUGGUCGGAGAGUCGACGAGCUCCGAGAGAUUCAACAGGUUGUCGUGGUCCAAGCCCGCUGCUGGAUCAGGCUCUCAAGACUUCGGCCUUGGCCUCAUCGCCGGUGGACUCGUCGAUGGGACUAUUGAUAUCUGGAAUCCGCUCACUCUGAUUCGUUCCAAGACGGGGGAAAAUGCUUCAGUUGAGCAUCUCACCAGACAUAAGGGGCCAGUUCGUGGUCUUGAAUUCAAUGCAAUUACACCACAUUUACUUGCAUCUGGGGCCGACGAUGGUGAAAUUUGCAUCUGGGACUUGGCUAAUCCUACUGAGCCAACUCAGUUUCCGCCUCUUAAGGGAAGUGGCUCUGCUGCCCAGGGUGAGAUUUCAUUUUUAUCUUGGAAUAGCAAGGUCCAACAUAUACUGGCAUCCUCUUCAUAUAAUGGGACAACUGUGAUUUGGGACCUAAAAAAGCAAAAGCCAGUGAUUAGCUUCACGGAUUCAGUUAGAAGACGUUGCUCUGUUUUGCAGUGGAAUCCUGAUAUUGCCACUCAGCUUGUUGUUGCUUCAGAUGACGACGGUUCACCUUCUCUCAGGCUCUGGGAUAUGCGUAAUAUAAUGUCACCAGUUAAAGAGUUUGUGGGGCACACUAAAGGUGUAAUUGCAAUGUCAUGGUGUCCUAACGACAGCUCUUAUCUGCUAACAUGUGCCAAGGAUAAUCGAACUAUCUGUUGGGACACAGUUUCUGCAGAGAUUGUAUGUGAAUUGCCUGCAGGCACCCACUGGAAUUUCGAUGUGCACUGGUAUCCAAAAGUACCUGGAGUGAUAUCAGCAUCUUCAUUUGAUGGAAAAAUUGGAAUUUAUAAUAUUGAGGGUUGCAGUAGAUAUGGUGUGGGGGAGAGCGACUUUGGUGCUGGGCCUCUGAGAGCACCAAAAUGGUACAAGCGACCAGCUGGGGCGUCUUUUGGUUUUGGAGGCAAGAUCGUGUCCUUUCACCCUAGUUCAUCUGGUGCAGGUGCUUCAGAGGUUUAUGUGCACAGCUUGGUUACUGAACAAAGUUUGGUGGAUCGCUCAUCUGAAUUUGAAAGUGCAAUACAAAAUGGGGAGAGGUCUUCACUCAGGGCUUUAUGUGACAAGAAGGCACAGGAGUCUGAGACUGCUGAUGACCGGGAAACAUGGGGAUUAUUAAGGGUUAUGUUUGAAGAUGAUGGGACUGCAAGGACAAACCUGAUCACACAUCUUGGUUUCAUUGUACCUGAGGAAACAAAAGAAAUUGUUGAAGACAAUCUAUCUGCAGAAGUCAAUGCACCUGGGAUUGAGGAUUCAACAACUGACAAAGCUGGUUUGGGUGAUGAGAAGGAAACUACAAUUUUUCCUUCUGACAAUGGAGAAGAUUUCUUUAACAAUCUUCCUAGUCCUAAAGCUGACACUCCUCAUUCAACCUCUGGUGACAAAUUUGUGGUGGGGGACACAGUUCCUAUUACAGACCAAGUUCAAGAAGAACAUGAUGAACUGGAAGAGAGUGCUGAUCCAUCAUUUGAUGAAUCAGUUCAACAUGCUUUAGCUGUAGGAGAUUAUAAAGGGGCUGUUGCAAAGUGCAUGUCAGCAAAUAAAAUGGCUGAUGCUUUAGUUAUUGCUCAUGCUGGUGGUCCUACAUUGUGGGAGAGCACUCGGGAUCAAUACCUUAAGUUGAGCCAUUCACCUUACCUUAAGAUUGUUUCUGCAAUGGUGAGCAAUGAUCUAUCAAGUCUUGUUAACACCAGACCCCUCAAAUUCUGGAAGGAAACACUUGCUGUUCUCUGUAGUUUUUCAUCAGUAGAGGCGUGGGAAGACCUGUGUAAUAUGCUUGCUGCCAGACUUAUAGCUGCUGGUAAUACCCUCGCAGCAACUAUUUGUUAUAUAUGUGCUGGAAAUAUUGAUAAGACAGUAGAUAUUUGGUCAAGGAAUCUGACAACUGAUCACGAAGGGAGAUCCUAUGUUGACCUUCUUCAGGAAUUAAUGGAGAAGACUAUAGUACUUGCCUUGGCAACUGGACAGAAGCGAUUUAGUGCAUCUUUGUGUAAACUUGUUGAGAAAUAUGCUGAAAUUUUAGCUAGUCAAGGUCUUUUAACAACAGCACUGGAGUACCUGAAACUCUUGGGCACUGAUGAAUUGCCACCUGAACUUGUGAUCUUAAGGGAUCGUAUUGCUCUUUCUACAGAACCUGAGAAAGUCGCCAAGUUUGAAAACCCUGCACCAGCUAAUAUAUAUCCAGAACCAAACCCUUACAGGCCAGGGAACGUUUCAUAUUAUCAGGAACCAACUCCGACACAUGUGCAACCUCGUGGUCCUGGCAAUACGUAUGAUGUUUAUCCUGAACCUGCGAAUCCUCCGUAUCAUGGAUAUUCUCCCGCCCCUUUCCACCAGCCUCCGUCACAGCCUCCAUCACAGCCUCCUAACAUGUUUGUUCCUAUCCAAACACCUCAAGUACCAAAGGACAAAUUCUAUACAACUCCUGCACCUACUCAGCCUCCCGCGACCUUUAUUCCUUCGACUCCUCCUGCUUUGUUAAAUGGAGAAAAAUAUCAGCAGGCCAACACCAACUCGCUGGGUUCUCAGUUGUAUCCUGGAGGUGCUUUUCAACAUAUGCAAACAGGGCCUAGUUCAGGAGCUCCUCAUCAAUCACAUGUCAAUCCAGUUCCCGGAAAUAAGAUGCCACAAUCUGUGCCCCCUCCACAAAGUGGGUUUAUGCCAGUCACUAAUCCAGGAGUUGUUCAGGGGACUCUGCAGCCAUCUAGUCCCCCUGCUCCAGCUCGACAGUCUGUGGCUCCAGCUCCACCACCUACCAUACAGACAGCUGAUACUUCAAAAGUUCCUGCCCACCAAAAGCCCAUAAUCGCAACACUAGGGAGACUUUUCAAUGAAACCUCUGAAGCGUUGGGAGGUUCACGUGCGAACCCAGCUAAGAAGCGUGAAAUAGAAGAUAAUUCGAAGAAGAUAGGAGCAUUGUUUGCCAAACUUAACAGUGGAGACAUAUCUAAAAAUGCGGCUGAUAAUCUUGUGCAGCUGUGCCAGGCACUGGAUAACGGUGAUUUCAACACUGCGCUAACAAUUCAGAUACAUCUUACCACUACCGAGUGGGAUGAAUGCAACUUUUGGCUUGCAACCCUCAAGCGGAUGAUCAAGACCAGACAAAAUGUGAGAUUAAGUUAAGGAGGUUCCCGAGUGUCAGAUUGAUUGGUUUUUGAAAUUUCAUGUGGCCCAAGGCUUGUUGGUGCAGGAGUUGUUGCAUCUUUUGUGCACACAAGGAGAGCAUCUAUAGGUUUCGAUUUCAGGAAUUUGGUCUCAAUAUCACUUUCGUAGGCCAGUGAUUGGUUUCAAAGCAGUUAGUGAAGAUAGUAUCUGGACAGUAAUGGACUUGUCGACUGUUUCUAUUUUAUAUUUGUAGUUAUCAGAAAUAGUAUUGAUUUUCUUUUUUCUCACAGUUGCAUAGGAUGUUUGCAGAGCUGCUUCAAGCAUUUCUAGUGGUCUGGUUACGUUGGCCAUCAACGUGUACCACCUUUGUGAUUUCAUUAUAUGAACCCACAAAUCAGAAUGAUGACUUCAAUUUUGAUGAAAGUGAUCGACUUGCUUUGCUUUAUAUUUACUCUUUUGCCAAUUUGGGAUAUAUAAAAUACACUUUUGGCA
Molecule: messenger RNA, 3973 nt
Organism: Fragaria vesca subsp. vesca
Lineage: Eukaryota; Viridiplantae; Streptophyta; Magnoliopsida; Rosales; Rosaceae
Product: protein transport protein Sec31A-like
Exons: 22
Coding region: 164-3499 (1111 amino acids)
Biological process (GO): COPII-coated vesicle cargo loading; endoplasmic reticulum to Golgi vesicle-mediated transport; intracellular protein transport
Cellular component (GO): endoplasmic reticulum exit site; COPII vesicle coat
Molecular function (GO): structural molecule activity; protein binding
Source: RefSeq, a predicted model, not a curated record